ACAAAUUCUAAACUGUCAAAGUCAGAUGUUCACGUAAACAUUUCGUGUGUUGUGUUUUUCUUUUGUUGGAGGAAAAAGUGCAAAAUUUAUUAGGAAAAUCCGAGUUUUCUUAAGUUUUCAAGUGUUCAACUUCUUAUUAGUAGUGUUGGGCAAUAAAAGCUCUUGGAAAAAUGGAUCCAGCGCUACUGCGAGAGAGGGAGGCUUUCAAGAAGCGAGCCAUUGCUACUCCCACGGUGGAGAAAAAGAGUCGCCCUGAUGGAUCAUCCCAGCAGCGAGAUGAGAGCAAGAAGAAGGUUCGACCACCAAGCAAUGCCCCAAAGUUGGACAGUUCGAAUUACAAGACAAUGACCGGAAGCUCUCAGUAUCGUUUUGGUGUUUUGGCAAAGAUUGUAAAGCACAUGCGGACGAGACAUCAAGAUGGAGAUGAUCACCCAUUGACAUUGGAGGAGAUUCUUGAUGAGACAAAUCAACUGGAUAUUGGAUCCGGUGUCAAGAAUUGGCUCCAGAGUGAGGCUUUGGUAAAUAAUCCCAAAAUAGACGUUAUUGAUGGCAACAGAUUUGCCUUCAAACCCGUCUAUCGGAUUCGGGAUGGCAAGAGUUUGCUCAAAUUGCUCAAGCAGCACGAUUUGAAGGGACUGGGAGGGGUUUUGUUGGAAGAUGUUCAAGAAUCUCUGCCACAUUGUGAGAAAGCUCUCAAGAAUCGUGCCAGUGAGAUUGUUUAUAUCACCCGUCCGAUUGAUAAGAAGAAAAUCCUCUUUUACAACGAUAAAACGGCCAAUUUUGUUGUGGAUGAGGAAUUCCAGAAAUGCUGGAGAGCUGUUACAGUUGAUGCCAUGGACGAUGGGAAAAUCGAUGAAUAUCUCGAGAAGCAAGGUAUUCGGUCGAUGCAGGAUCACGGAAUUAAGAAGACAGUCAUUCCAAAGAGGAAGAAACCUCCAAAUAAGAAGAGACAAUUCAAGAAGCCCAGAGACAAUGAGCAUUUGGCUGAUGUUCUCGAGACGUAUGAGGAUAAUACGUUGACGCAGAAGGGGGCCAGUGCCAGUGGUUAGAUUAGCAAUCAGCGAGAUCAUUUGAUAAAAUGUAAAAGAAAAAGAGCAAAGGAAAAGAGGAAUUCAGAAUAAAAAUUUUGAUUAUGAGAUGACAA
Messenger RNA from Phlebotomus papatasi, 1144 nucleotides. It is a transcript of the gene TfIIEbeta, whose product is annotated as general transcription factor IIE subunit 2. Bases 171 to 1049 code for a protein of 292 amino acids. The transcript has 6 exons. The record is from RefSeq and is a predicted model, not a curated record. Gene Ontology annotation, biological process: transcription initiation at RNA polymerase II promoter. NCBI's taxonomy places the organism in Eukaryota, Metazoa, Arthropoda, Insecta, Diptera, Psychodidae. Gene Ontology annotation, cellular component: transcription factor TFIIE complex.